This is a messenger RNA of Eurypyga helias (sunbittern), 384 nucleotides long. Its product is annotated as lamina-associated polypeptide 2, isoform beta-like. The record is from RefSeq and is a predicted model, not a curated record. The annotation marks the transcript as partial. The transcript is spliced from 3 exons. Lineage: Eukaryota; Metazoa; Chordata; Aves; Eurypygiformes; Eurypygidae.
AAAGCCACGAAGAAAACUGACAAACCUAGGCCAGAGGAGAAGGAUGACCUAGAUAUAACAGAGAUGAGUAAUGAAGAUCUUCAAGAGCAACUUGUGAAGUACGGACUAAGUCCUGGCCCGAUUGUAGCUACUACUAGGAAGCUUUAUGAGAAAAAACUGCUGAAAUUGAUGGAGCAAGGUCCAGAGCUGAAGGCACCUGUGCCCUUCCCAGUGGUUUCUUCAACUUCCGAGAACACCAGAGAGAACGGAAAUAACGAUUCUGACCAGUACAGUGAUAGCGAAGAAGAUCCGAAAACUGAUCUGAGGCUUGAGAAGAGAGAACCAUUGAAAUCGAGAACGAAGACUCCACUAGCACUCAAACAAAGAGUUGUUGAACACAACCAG